This is a messenger RNA of Arachis duranensis, 2078 nucleotides long. RefSeq names its product probable serine/threonine-protein kinase At1g09600. Bases 34 to 1962 code for a protein of 642 amino acids. The record is from RefSeq and is a predicted model, not a curated record. NCBI's taxonomy places the organism in Eukaryota, Viridiplantae, Streptophyta, Magnoliopsida, Fabales, Fabaceae. Gene Ontology annotation, cellular component: cyclin-dependent protein kinase holoenzyme complex; nucleus. Gene Ontology annotation, biological process: positive regulation of transcription elongation by RNA polymerase II; protein phosphorylation. The transcript is spliced from 8 exons. Gene Ontology annotation, molecular function: cyclin-dependent protein serine/threonine kinase activity; ATP binding; RNA polymerase II CTD heptapeptide repeat kinase activity.
UCUUUUGAUUGAUUGUGUGUGUGGAUUAAGAAUAUGGGGUGCAUCUGCUCAAAAGAAAAAGAUAGAAUUGAUGAUGAAGAAAAGAAAGAAAAAGGGAUCAACAAGAAUGGUGCAUUACAAAUCGAAAUUGUUCCACCAUCAGUCUCAACUACUAAUACCUUUCCUACUGCACAAUUAGGGGGUGUUCAUGGUUUAAUGGUGCCUCAUUUGGUUAAAUCAUAUGCACAAGUUGCUAUGCCAGCAAUAUUAGAAGAUAAAACCAAUGACUUGUUAUUAGAUACUGCAAAACAAAAGCAACAAAAAAGGCAGCACCAGAGAUGUAAAACAGUAGGAAGUGGUGAAAAUGGAGGAAUAGCUGCAAACAAAUCAGUCAUGAGAAGAUUACUUAGCCUCUCGCAUAUCUCAGGAGAAAACAUUGAUGCCGGAUGGCCAACGUGGUUAUCUUCAGUGGCCGGAGAAGCCAUCAAAGGGUGGCUUCCUCGACGAGCAGACUCCUUCGAAAAACUAGAGCAAAUUGGACAAGGGGCUUAUAGCAGUGUGCAUAAAGCACUUGAUCUUGAAAGUGGUAAAUUUGUGGCCCUGAAAAAGGUUCGGUUCUUGAGUAGCGAUCUGGCAAGCGUCCGAUUCAUGGCGAGGGAAAUCCAUAUAUUGCGCCAAUUAAACCAUCCCAAUGUGAUCAAGCUUGAGGGUCUUGUUGCAUCUAGAACUUCCUCCAGUUUGUACCUUGUUUUUGAAUACAUGGAGCAUGAUCUUGCUGGAUUAGCCGCCACCCCUGGAAUCAAGUUCACUGAACCACAGAUUAAAUGCUUUAUGCAGCAACUACUUAGGGGGCUUGAACACUGCCAUAGUCGAGGUGUGCUGCACCGCGACAUCAAGGGUUCCAAUCUUCUAAUUGACAACAAUGGAAACCUUAAGAUAGGAGAUUUUGGUCUUGCAACUGUUUAUGAUCCGGAGAAGAAUCAGCAAUUAACUAGCCGCGUCGUGACUCUGUGGUACAGGGCACCUGAGCUUUUGUUAGGUGCUACAGAAUAUGGAGCCGCAAUAGACAUGUGGAGUGCUGGUUGUAUUCUAGCUGAAUUGCUCCUAGGGAAGCCUAUUAUGCCUGGAAGAACAGAGGUGGAACAAAUGCACAAGAUUUUUAAGCUUUGUGGUUCCCCAUCUGAGGAAUAUUGGCAGAGAACAAAGUUUCCACAUGCAACUAGUUUUAAACCACAGCAGCAUUAUGAACGCCAAAUUGCCAAAACAUUUAGAAAGGUCUCUUCUUCAGCACUAGCCCUUGUUGAUAAGCUCCUAUCUAUGGAACCAGAAGAUCGAGGAUCUGCGACUUGCGCGCUUCAAAGCGAGUUCUUUACUACAGAACCCCUACCAUGUGAUCCAUCAAGUUUACCAAAGUUUCCGCCCACCAAGGAGUUCGACGCCAAGAAUCGAAACAAGGAAGUAGCAACGAAAAACACCGAAGCUGUACGAGAACGAAGAUUGGUGUCUGAAUUGUCGGAUGCAGGACAAGAUAAAAAACUACCUAGAACACCGGAGUAUAAUACCCGCGGAGAUCUAACAUUGAGGGGGAAACCAAAUGGUGAGGCUCACUAUAAAGUUGAUCCAAGUAGAUCAGUAUGCAAUCCAAGCUAUGUACAUAGUACAACAAUGAACAGUGCAGCAAUUACAAGACAAUCUAAAUUUAAGAGAUUGGACUCAUCUGUUGCCAAAACUCCCGAGUUGCGGACGCAGAAGUCUCAGAUAAGUCGAGCAACGGCAGAUUUCUCUAACUAUUCAAGUAAAUGGGAACAAGGAGCCAUGCCUGGUCAUCAAGAACCCAUGAUGGAGUAUGUGCAAAAGAAAAGUAGGAUCCACUGCUCAGGACCGUUGAUGCCACCGGGUGGGAACAUCGACGAUAUGCUGAGAGAACAUGAGAAACUAAUGCAAGAGGCUUUCCGCACUGUGAAGAUCAAUUCUAGAAACUAAGGACAUCCAUCACUCAUGAUGACUUGCAUGCAACUUGAAUGUUUUUUCUUCUCUUUUUUAGUUGGUAGUCUUUGUUAGUUUCAUUGGGACAAACAGCAUACAAUAUAAAUGAUUAU